This is a messenger RNA of Trichoderma aggressivum f. europaeum, 1602 nucleotides long. RefSeq lists its product as uncharacterized. The record is from RefSeq and is a predicted model, not a curated record. The transcript is spliced from 3 exons. The coding region runs from base 1 to 1602 and encodes 533 amino acids. NCBI's taxonomy places the organism in Eukaryota, Fungi, Ascomycota, Sordariomycetes, Hypocreales, Hypocreaceae.
AUGAACAUGGCACGGAGCUGGAGCGUGGCCGUGCUGGCGGCCAGCAGCCUCGUCGGCACGGCCAGCGGCACGUCCAUGUACGCCUUUUACCCGGGCCCCAACAAGGGCGUGCAGAUUGGCACGCAGGACCCCAAGACGGGCGACAUCUGGGUCAACAACUGCAACGCCAACAUUGACGGGGCGCCGCUGUUUCCCACGGCGAACCCGCUUGUGCUGAAGACGGAGAACCAGCCCAAGAAGGGCGGCAGCAUGGCGGCCACGGGCUGGUGGGAUUCGUCAAAGGUGGUGGCCUCCAUCUUCUGGCACUCGGACUCUGGCAAACUCAUCAACGGCUUCUACAACUGCAACCCCGAGUCCGGCACCUUGAUCCAGUCGGGCGAGUACAUCAUCUCGGACAGGGCCAACGUCACAGACAUCCACCCCAACACGGGCCUGUCGGUCGAGCUGCUGGGGAGCACUGCGGGAUACCGAGUCUACUAUCACGACAAGGACAGCCAGGUGCAUCAGCUGUCGUACACGACGGACACGGACUGGCUCUACUACGGCGCGGUGUCGCAGGAUCCCACGUUGGGCCAGGCUUUGACGUCGCUGCAUUCCAACACGUAUAACAUUUCCGUCAUCUUUCCCAAGAACGACAAGGAUAUCGAGGUGUCGCGGUACAACACGGACGGCACUUGGCACAUUUCUGCGUUCCCAGAGGCAAUCGACAAUGCUCCCACAAACAAGACGGCGCCCUCCAAGAUCGACAUUGACCCCGAUGUGAAGCCCAAGUUCUCCCUCCCCGCCUGGAACGGCAAGCCCGGAGGCAUGGGCUCCGCCGUCGACAAGUCCAACACGCGCACUGCCUUUUACAUUGGCAGCGACAGGAGGCUCUACGAGGUGGCCAGCAUCAACUUCAUCUGGCAAAACAUGCCCAACCAGAGCAGGUCGGCGUGGCCCCUGGCUGACGACGCAAACGCCGAGCUGGCCGUCACCUACAACCAGGCCACCAGCGAGGCUUGGGUGUACUACGUCUCCAACAGCAGCCUCGUCCAGGCGUACCGGGGCUCCGACGGCUCGUGGGGCAACCACACGGUGCUGCCCACCUCGACCCGUUCUUCGGGAGGCGGUUCGGACGGCGACGGCGACGGUUCCGGAUCCGGAGACGACGACGACGACAACAACAGCCAGGGGGCCGGCUCCGGACUUUCCGGGGGAGCCAAGGCCGGCAUCGGCAUCGGCGUCAGCGUCGGAGCCAUCGGCGUCGGCUUGCUGGGCCUCUUCUUCUUCCUCCGGCGGCGGAAGCAGCGAGCGGCCGCCAGCGCGGCCGAGGCGGACAAGGAGCAGCCGCCCAUCAACUUGGGUCAAUACCACUCUCCCAGCGAGCAGGCUUUGUAUUACAUGGCUGACGGAAGCGUAGCACCGGCAUACACCCCGCAGACGCCGUACGACUCGCCCGACGCGGUGAAGAAGGCGUCGCCCGACAUGAGCAUGCACCCGGCCAACAUGAACACGGCCAUGGCGUCGCCGCUGGUGGAGAUGGAGCAGCCGCCGACGAUUUAUGAGUUGCCGCAGACGAAUUAUAGUUAUGAACUUCCCGCGGAGACGGUAGAGCGCAGGUGA